Molecule: messenger RNA, 729 nt
Organism: Condylura cristata (star-nosed mole)
Lineage: Eukaryota; Metazoa; Chordata; Mammalia; Eulipotyphla; Talpidae
Exons: 5
Coding region: 1-729 (242 amino acids)
Source: RefSeq, a predicted model, not a curated record
AUGCCAAGUUACCCGAGCAGCUUGCAGAGUGACGGGCAGUUGAGGCGACAGCUCCCUGCCUGGGGCCGAGGGACGCGGUGUUCUGGGCGGCGUGUGAGGCCGACGGCCCUCGCCAUCCGGGGUCCUGCGUCCUUCCACUCUGAAACGCCGUGGGACUGUCCGUGGCGCAGGGACAAAGGGAGCAGUCACUGUUGCUCACUCGGGGACGCUACAGACGGGCUUUCCUGUGUUCCAGAUCAAAGGUCACGCGCAGCCCUCAGACAGCUCCCGCCGGCAGAGCUGGCCCUGGGCGCCGCCGCGCAGGGCGCCGGAGCUCAGCCCCCCGCAGACCCCCAGAGCUGUUCGUCCCAUCUCAUCGCGGAGUACGAGAAGCAGCUGGAGCAGCUGAGCCGGCAGCUGGAGUGCUACCAGGUGGCGGCUGGCGGGAACACACCCUCCUCCGGACUGAGCCCGCGACGGCCGCGGGGGUGGGGACACCGCACCCCGUCUCGGCUUGCCGCCCGCCCCUGCGUGGGCAGCCGGGGGCUCCCGGUGCCCUCGGCCUGGCACACGGGAGCCCCAGUGCUGAGGACGCGCAGACGCCAGGACGUAACGCAGCACCGUGACAGGUCGGCACCCGCCACCAGGGAGAAUCGUCUCCCGCGUCCAGGCUGCGGCGGCCGCGUCCUCCAGCCGCUCAGGCUCUUGCGCCGCGCCCGCUUCACGCGCAUUUCCCAGGCCGUGCUGUGA